GUUAAAGCAAUGGGACUUAACCAAUGGACCAGACUGCAGUGCUUCGGACACAGGCUGCAUCUUGCAAUUGAAAAUGCUGUCAAAGAUGAGCAAAGAAUCAAACGGGCCACAGGACUUUGCAAGCAGCUGGUUGCGGUCUUCACUCACAGCUGGAAGAAGAAGGCGGCACUAAAACAGGCACAGCAAGACUUGAACCUACCUCAACAGUCACUGGUCACUGAAUGUCCGACACGAUGGGGCUCCCGGCAGAAAAUGAUUGGGAGGGUGUUGGAGCAGAGCAAGGCACUGUGCCAGGUUCUGUCUGAAGACAGGAAGACGCGGCACCUGGUCCUCACUUGGCAAGACACAGAUGUCCUUGAAUCUGUAAACAAUGCCCUCGGUCCUCUUCAGGAGUUCACAGACGCCCUCUCAGGUGAGGACUACGUAAGCGUGUCAUACCUGAAGCCAGUGCUCCAUCUCCUCAGAACAGCAACGCUUGCUGAAACUGACCAGGACACGAAUCUCACCAAGGAGAUCAAAUCAAGAGCCCUCCACUACAUUGAAGAGAAAUACAGCGACCCAGUGACACAGGAGCUCUUGGACAUCACAUCCUUCCUUGAUCCAAGAUUCAAGAAGAGCUACAUAAGUGAAGAGAAUGUCCCAUACAUCAAAGACAGAGUGAAGAUGGAAAUGGAACAGGUGGCACAAAAGGAGCAGAGGGCUUGUGUCACAACCCAUCCCAUGCCCCUGAGUGCAGAAGAAGAACCACCAUCCACCUCUACAAAGCGAAAGCGGUCACUGGGCAGCUUUUUCAAGACCAAGGCGGUCCCUGCUUCCUCUACUGUGCAGUUGGAGGAUACCAUUAAAGCAGAACUGGACAACUACCUCAUAACUCCUACCAUUGAUGGAGAGCAAGAUCCACUGGCCUGGUGGAGAGUGCACAAUGUCAACUUCCCAUGGCUUAGCAAGUUGGCUCGUAAGUACCUUUGCAUACCAGCAAUGAGUGCACCAUCAGAGAGACUGUUCAGUGCCAGUGGCAAUAUUGUCACAUGUCAGCGUGCAAGUCUGAAGCCAGCAAAGGUUGACAUGUUGGUUUUCUUGGCCAAAAAUCUCUGAAGGGAUGAAGGGGAAGAUUUAUUGAUUUUUGUUGUUGUUCUUCUGCACCUUACCCUGACAUG
Eleginops maclovinus (Patagonian blennie) is the source of this 1157-nucleotide messenger RNA. Its product is annotated as E3 SUMO-protein ligase ZBED1-like. The record is from RefSeq and is a predicted model, not a curated record. Lineage: Eukaryota; Metazoa; Chordata; Actinopteri; Perciformes; Eleginopidae. Bases 10 to 1095 code for a protein of 361 amino acids. The transcript has 3 exons. Gene Ontology annotation, molecular function: protein dimerization activity.